This is a messenger RNA of Penicillium samsonianum, 849 nucleotides long. RefSeq names its product WW/Rsp5/WWP. The record is from RefSeq and is a predicted model, not a curated record. The transcript has a single exon. The coding region runs from base 1 to 849 and encodes 282 amino acids. NCBI's taxonomy places the organism in Eukaryota, Fungi, Ascomycota, Eurotiomycetes, Eurotiales, Aspergillaceae. Gene Ontology annotation, molecular function: protein binding.
AUGUCUGCCUCACCAGAAGCAUCGGCAUCUGCUCCCCAAGAGCGCGUCACUGGCUCACCCAGCCCUGCUCCAUCGGGCCUUGAGACGGAAGCCAAGCAUGACAUCGAUAGUCAGAAAGACCACGCGGAAAAGAACGAAGAACACCAACAAACUGAAGAACCGGAGACCCACGCGUCCCAGUCUCAACCCGAUGAACCUGAACAAGAUGAACUGACAUCUGCACCACCACUCCCCGAUGAUCUCCCACCACCACUUCCCACCGAGGCUCCGCCCGCACAGACCGAGGACGAUGGAUGGGAACCUGCAUGGGACGCCACCGCAGGGGCAUAUUACUUUUACAACCGCUUCACUGGAGUUUCACAGUGGGAAAACCCUCGCGUGCCUCAGGCCCCAGCAGCCCCAGUAAUCCCAGCAGCCCCCGGCACAGAAGACAGCAACCAAAGCGCAGUUCCGAAAAAAGAGCCAGUCCUUGGUGGUUACAAUCCCGCGAUCCACGGCAACUAUGACCCCACGGCAUCGUAUGCGCAAUACCACGAAGAGCCAGCACAGCCCACGAGCGCAGUCGGUUUCGACCCCUCUGCAGCAUAUGCAGCUACCGGCACAUUUAACCGCUUCACUGGACGAUGGCAAGCUGAUUCAAUCAAUCCGGAAAAUCACAAUGAUGCGAACAAAUCUCGACGACAGAUGAACGCUUUCUUCGACGUUGAUGCCGCGGCAAAUAGCCAUGACGGCCGGAGCUUGCGCGCAGAGCGCAGUGCUAAGAAGUUGACGAAGCAAGAGUUGAAGCAGUUCAAGGAAAAACGUCGUGAGAAGAAGGAGGAGAAGAGGCGGGCUUGGCUCAGGGAUUAG